GGAGCGUCGGGUGCGCGCGCGCGCGCGCGGAAGAAUGCGGGCCGUUAGUCGCGAGGAAGCGGGGCUUUAGAGAGGAGCGCGCGAGCCGUGGCUCAGUUUCAGCUCGACCGCGGGCGCAUAUCGUCGCUGUUUCAUGUGGAGACUGAGCUGGAGAACAACCAGACGGAGAAAAUUCAUUGCCGCUGAUCGCACGAGCUUCUGGAGCUGCUCGACAUGGAGUUUCGGACGUUCGUUAUGAUUUUGCUCUGCGCGUCUUGCUUCGCCGAGGAGUACAGAGAGAAGGACAAAAACGCCACCGGCGACAAGAACACUCUGCCGGACGAACCGCCAGAAGGCUACUACGCGUUCGUCGAGUCGCCGAACGCGGAACCGCCGAAAGUCAGGCCGCCGCCGUACGUCGACAGCGAGAAGGAAUGCCAUGAUACGGGAAAGCAGGGAAAGGGCUUCGUGUCGAUACACAACAUCUGCGGCGACCUGAACAAGGGCUACAUACCUAAGAACCCGAUGAAGCAGAGCUUCGGCGGAUCGUCCUACCCCUUCGAGCUGAUCAGAAACCACACCCUCAAGUUCCUGAGCAAGGCUCUGCCGAUCCUCAAGGCCGAUGACUCCCUGCCCAAGGUCGCCAAGGUUCAGCCCUUCUCGCAGAACUCGGUUGAUACCGAUCAGAAGCGCAGCCUCAGGAAGAAGAGGCAGACAACGGACGCCAGCGAGAUGAGUCGCAGCGGCAGGAAGUUCUGCGAGAACGGAGGUGGAGUGGUCUGCAUGCUGUACAAAGCCAUCCAAGGCGAACCCCUGACCCCAGCAGCCGCCGAGCGCAGGGACGAGCCUCCACCGCCAGCCGCGAACCUGGAGUAUCGCCAGCGAGCACCAGCCGUCGGCGCCGCUGGUCCCGAGAAAUCCGAGUACACCGGCCCUCCGACCCCCUGUCCCGCCAAGGUCGAGUACGCCACCCCCGUGUUCGCCAAGAACUACCAGGGCGUCUGGAGAUACGUCGUUCAGAUCCCGUACGAGGGUUACUUCACGCAGACGAUCGAGGUCACGCGCUGCAUGCAAUCGAGGUGCCAUUACCUCGACGGCGGCUGUCUCUCGUCUCCGCGCUGGACGAGUCUCCUCGUGGCCGAGAUCUUCUACCCGGACACCUUCCUCGAGGAGACCCAGGGUGGACGACUUCCUGGUCCACGUGAUCCCGUUGCCGGAUCGCCUCCGCCGGUUCACGACUUCCAGAACUACCAGCAGUACCUGCAGAAGCGGGCCGGUGAAAGCGAAGGUCGAAGCAGCGGUGCCGGUAUCGGGUCCGGUGUCUCCCCGGUGCAGACCAGCUCGGCCGGAAGUACCGCUGGACAUCAUUGCGAUGGCGUUGACGAUAUGGGCUGCUUCCAGGUCCGACUGUACUACGACUGGUUCCUCGUCCCUGGUAGCUGCAAGUGCUGGCGUCCGGACUACUUCAACCGCUACGUGCGCCGAAGUAAUCCAAACCCGGAAUUGUAAAUCAGCAGCUCGAUGAAUAUUCCAGCGAAAUUUGAUUUUUCAAUUGUGCAGUAUUUAUUAUUAUUCCGUCUGUAUUGCGACGAGUCACGUUUUUUCUUUUUAAAAAAGAUUCAUUUUUUUUUUUUUUUUUUUUUUGUUACAAGAGAAGAGAUUGUUUUGUAAUGAAAAAUUAUCUCGAGUGAAUGGGAGAAUUUCGACACUAUUAUGCAAUGCAAGAGAAAUUAUAGGGGGAGUGUCCAAGUUCUUUUGUUUUGACUGAUUUGUAGGAUCUUAGGAGAUUUAAUGCGAAAUUAUGUCUUUUUGAAUCUGCUCAGCGCAGCUCUCGCGCGACGACUUAAAAAGACGUAAUUUCUGUGCAGCAAACAGUGAAUAGCUUGUAAUUAUAAUCAAUUACUUAUUUACUUGUAUUUAAUAUUAAUUAUGUAUAUUUUAUAUUAACGUUUUGUAAAUAAACAAAAUUCAUGAAACGA
Molecule: messenger RNA, 1958 nt
Organism: Nasonia vitripennis (jewel wasp)
Lineage: Eukaryota; Metazoa; Arthropoda; Insecta; Hymenoptera; Pteromalidae
Gene: spz6
Exons: 8
Coding region: 214-1488 (424 amino acids)
Biological process (GO): innate immune response; regulation of Toll signaling pathway; central nervous system formation
Cellular component (GO): extracellular region
Molecular function (GO): Toll binding; growth factor activity
Source: RefSeq, a predicted model, not a curated record